Molecule: messenger RNA, 1096 nt
Organism: Calliphora vicina (urban bluebottle blowfly)
Lineage: Eukaryota; Metazoa; Arthropoda; Insecta; Diptera; Calliphoridae
Product: protein crossbronx-like
Exons: 4
Coding region: 130-846 (238 amino acids)
Source: RefSeq, a predicted model, not a curated record
AAUUGUUUUAUUUUUUGUUUUGUUGCUUUUAGAAAAAAUAACAAUUUUUGUAAUAAAUUUUACUUAUAAUUUGCAUGAAAUAAUUAAAAAUUAGUACUUUUAUUUUGUUUUAAAUAAAUAUUAGACAAAAUGUCAUUAGAUGUGAAUAGAGCUGAUGAAAAAAUUUUAACUAGCAUACAGCAGGAGUAUAAAAUUUUAGCUGAAUAUAAAAUGAUUGAAUCGGAAAAGAUUGGCGGCAUGUAUGUUAUACCUUCCUUUGGCAAUUCCCUAUUGUGGUAUGGUGUAAUAUUUGUUAGAAAAGGAUUCUAUGACGAGGGUGUAUUUCGCUUCAAUAUUUUACUGCCAGACAAAUUUCCAGAAGACAAAACCGCGCCGACCGUUAUUUUUCAAAGUGAAAUAUUCCAUCCUUUAAUAUGUCCUUUCACGGGCACUUUGGACCUACUACAUGCCUUUCCACACUGGCGUUGCGGUGAAGAUCAUAUAUGGCAACUUUUAAAAUACAUACAAUCAAUAUUCAAUGAUCCUUUGGAUUGUAUUCGUGUCAGCUCGCAGACAUCGAUAAAAUGGCAAAAUAACGAGGCGGUAGAAUUAUUAACACAAAACCGUGCUGGUUAUAUAGCACGAGCGAAAGAAUCUGUAGCUGCCAGUAAAGAACAUGUAUAUGAUGCAUCACCUACCGAUGAUCCUCAUUAUAUAACAUUUGAAGAGUACAACGACGAAACCCAUGGAUCAAUUAAAGAACGCAUAAGAGAGGGUAAAGAGCCUGCUGCUAAUACAACUAGCACACAAUCGAAAGGAUUGUCGUGGGUAAAGGAAGGCGAAUACACACCUUUAAGUUUGGAAUAGUAGAAAAUAUAUUUUUAUUUAUUUACAAUUUAUCUUUCUUUUCAACAUUUUAAUUAUGUAACAAUAUAUAUGUACGUAGUAUAUUAACAUUAGUAGUAUAGAACAAAUAUUUGUUUAUUAUUGUAUUUCUUUAUUAGAGUUUAUACCAUAACGUUGUGUAUUGACGAUCCAAUCAUUUUGUAAUAAAAGUUUUUUAUCUUUCCACCAUAUGUGCGAAGGUGCAUUAUGUUCACCUUCUUCAAAUUCAAAA